AGGCGUCUUCCCCUGGAAAAGCAGUUCAUCGUCAAAAAACCACGAGAGUGAGAAGGUUCCAUCACCGACCGUCUCCUGGCGUCUCUUCGGUAGUAAAUCUAGCGGAAAUCUAUCAGCGAAGACUUUAAGCCCUGAUGUGCAGACGUCUUUGACUCCUGUCUCCUCUGGAGCGAAUACACCACAUCAUCAUAAGAGACAGGGAAGUUCCGCUAGUGAGAAGCAGUUUGAAGAUCUUGUGGCCAGCUCGAUUGCGCUGAUACAGCACGACAGGCCAUCAAACUUGCCAGCAAAAUGCACAGAAGAGGCCCUUAGACAUAAGGCUGAACACGCACGGAUGGUAGAAGCAGCUCGAAGGCGAGUGGAGAAGGAAGCCGCGGCGCGACAUGCUCGUCUACAAGAAUCCUUACGCCAAGAGGAGAGGCUUGCGCGGCAUGCGCGGGAGUGGACACAGAAUAUUCUGCUUGAUUGGCAUAAUAUGAAAAAUGCAAAACGCACCCUAGAACUGUGGUGGAGCGGGCUUCCACCUUCAAUCCGAGGCCGCGUGUGGCAACUAGCCAUAGAGAAUAAGCUGAAAAUCUCACACGAGCACUAUCAAGAACUCGUCCUUAAAGCGAAACAGAAGCUACACGAAGCACAGUCAAGAAGAAAACGAUUAAAAGUCAGCACCCAGGAAUCUUGCUGCUGCAAGAAAGGGACAAAAGAGAAUCAACCAAAAAAUGACGAGAAGUCACAAUUCAAAGGAGAAAUGGCCUCAAAACUCGACGAUUGCAAACCUAAAAUACCAGAGAAAUCAAAAACAGAUGACAACCUGGAAGAAAAACCUCGUUUGAGUAUACCGAGAAACUUAAGUGAGCAAAAUCUUAAGGCUCAAGAGAAAGUUACAUCCAAAUGCUGUUCGAAAUCAAACCCUAAUCUUUUAGAUUAUAGUGACGAAUGUUCUAUGGAGUUAAUUCAGCUGGACAUAGCAAGGACGUUCCCCCAUUUAUGUAUAUUUCAACCUGGUGGACCCUAUUUUGAUGUUUUGCACGAGUUGCUCGCUGCCUACGUGUGCUAUAGGCCGGAUAUUGGGUAUAUUCAGGGCAUGUCGUUCAUUGCCGCCGUGCUGAUCCUUAACAUGGAGGCGCCACAGGCGUUCGUCUGCUUCGCAAACCUGCUGGACGGGCCAGUGUUGAGGGCUGCCUUCACGCGUGACGGUGCUGCUAUGCAGCGGCUCUGGAAAGCGUAUACAACCCUCCUCCGGCACAAUCUGCCGUCACUAGCGGAUAUCGUAGCGCCGGAGCUGUACCUGCUGGAGUGGCUGUAUACGGCGUUUGCGAAGGCCAUGCCUCUCGAUGCGGCCUGUCGAGUUUGGGAUGUGUUUCUAAGGGAUGGGGACACGUUUCUUUUUAAUACUGCAUUAGGUGAGUUAUCGAUUUAGUUGUAGUCAGAAUAGAAUAGAAUAUAAAGAA
Molecule: messenger RNA, 1448 nt
Organism: Hyposmocoma kahamanoa
Lineage: Eukaryota; Metazoa; Arthropoda; Insecta; Lepidoptera; Cosmopterigidae
Product: TBC1 domain family member 12-like
Exons: 5
Source: RefSeq, a predicted model, not a curated record